AUGGUUGGAGUCUCGGGGUUCCGGCCGGACGACUAUCUUGUCUUCUUUGCUUGGGCUGUGUACACGACGGUAUCGACUAUGGCGACCAUGUUCGUGUUGGUCGCCCAAGGAAAACAUACUUCACUCUUGACACCUGAGCAGCGGGAGAUGAUGCCAGAAUCCGAAUUUUACCUAUGGGAAUAUGGGUCGAAGAACUUCGUAGUGGGGAUGUGUUGCUAUGCGACGAUCGUUUGGACCCUAAAGUUCAACAUGUUGUUCUUCUACCGACGGCUAGUCGAAGGACAGUGGGUAGAAAAGUUCAUCUUCCCCGUCAUGGGCCUGGUUGGAGCGACUGCGAUCGCGAUGGUACUCAUCAUCUUCUUGACCUGCCGACCAAUAACCCUUAUGUGGCAAAUACGACCAGACCCUGGAGAAAAUUGCGUCCCGCAGAAUAAGGUCUACUUCUACAGCAUCCUAGCUUUCAACCUGACGACCGACAUGUGUAUUAUCCUCAUUCCUAUACCAGUAAUCAGUCUCGUUCGUGCUUCGAUAUGGCGUAGACUCGGCGUAUAUUUCUUGUUCAGUCUCGGAGUUUUCGUUAUGACUGCUGCUAUCAUCCGCGUAAUUCUGAUCUUUCACCCUACCGGACAGUUCGGGCCUGGCGCUAUGUGGUCAAUCCGAGAAGACUUCGUGGCCAUCUUUGUUGGUCAAGCACCAAUGGUCGUCCCAAUCUUCAAGAAGAGAUUUUGGCAACAGACGAGAAUCCGGUGGACGCCAAAGUCUAGUCAAGGGUCCGAAGGGAAUGAGCUGAGCAGCGGGAUGUCGAAUCAAAAGAAGCCGGACCCAUACAGUUUAACGCAGAUGGGUUUCACACAUAUAACGAACAUAACGAAUAUAACUCGAGGUACUCGUACCGAGGUUACAGUGGUCGGGAAGGACAGUCAAGAGAGACUGGCAGUAGGCGCCGAGCAAGUGGCGGGGGAGGGUAGUACGUCGCACGGUGAUCGAUCGGAUGUGGAAGCAGGCAAUAGUCGCUCGUCGAAUAUGGACAUGGCAAGCCGCAGUCUCGAGAUUGCGCGUGGCCCGGACCCAGCAACUUGGCGGAGGGAUACCAUUACGAGUAUCAUUGAGAUUUCAAAUGUCUAUAGAGAUUUGUAG
Colletotrichum aenigma is the source of this 1137-nucleotide messenger RNA. RefSeq lists its product as uncharacterized. The coding region runs from base 1 to 1137 and encodes 378 amino acids. The transcript is spliced from 7 exons. The record is from RefSeq and is a predicted model, not a curated record. Lineage: Eukaryota; Fungi; Ascomycota; Sordariomycetes; Glomerellales; Glomerellaceae.